Medioppia subpectinata is the source of this 562-nucleotide messenger RNA. The record is from the annotation of a GenBank genome assembly. Lineage: Eukaryota; Metazoa; Arthropoda; Arachnida; Sarcoptiformes; Oppiidae.
AGAUAUCAGGGACAUGUGAGCGCAGCACUGGUUCUGGGAGGGGUCGACAACACCGGCCCGAAGCUCACCUCUAUUGCCCCGCACGGCAGCACCGAUACGCUUCCGUACGUGACUAUGGGAUCGGGAUCUUUGGCCGCAAUGGCUGUGUUUGAGGCGCGUUGGAAACCGGACCUCAGCCUGGAAGAGGGCCAGCAAUUGGUGAGGGACGCGAUCGCCGCCGGUAUAUUCAACGACUUGGGCUCCGGCAGUAACAUUGACUUAUGUGUGAUCACCAAAAACGCGGUCAAUUAUAUGCGCCAAUACGAUGAGGCCAACAAAAAGGGCGUCAGGCAAGGAAGAUAUCAGUUCAAGAAGGGAACGACCGAAGUAUUGGAAACAAAAGUGAUUACUUUGGAUGUGGAGUCAGUGGUCGUGCGUCCGAUAGAGCCCAUGGAUCUCUCAUAAAGGAGUAUUUUAGAAGUGAAUUGAAUUGAAAAACGAUUUUUAAACGGAAUUUUUUAUAUGUAAUGUCCUAACGAUUACUAUAUUUUUCCCAACAAUAAAUUUCUUGUUUCCACAAAAA